AUGUCCUCCUCGCCCAGCCCGCCCCCCUUCACCCACGCCCUGCUCGCGGGCGGCAUCGCCGGCACCACCGUCGACCUGACGCUGUUCCCGCUCGACACGCUCAAGACGCGCCUGCAGUCAUCGGAGGGCUUCUUCGCCUCGGGCGGGUUCAAGGGCAUCUACCGGGGCGUGGGGUCCGCGGCGCUCGGGUCCGCGCCGGGCGCGGCAUUCUUCUUCUGCACGUACGAGGCGACCAAGACGGCCCUGGCCGAGGCACGGCGGCAAACACUAGGUGGCGGCAGCAGUAGCGCAUCAGCAGCAGCAGCAACACAACAGGGCGGUGGAAGCGGCAACGGCCACGCCGUGGACCACAUGCUGGCGGCGUCGCUGGGCGAGGUGGCCGCGUGCUCGGUGCGCGUGCCCACCGAGGUCGUCAAGCAGCGCGCCCAGGCCGGCCAGCACGGCGGGUCGUCGCUGUCCAGCCUGAUGGCCAUCCUGGGGCGCCGCCACGCCGUCGGCCUGCCCGGCGUGUGGCGCGAGCUGUACCGCGGCUGGGGCAUCACCAUCAUGCGCGAGGUGCCCUUCACCGUCAUCCAGUUCCCGCUGUGGGAGGCCCUCAAGUCGUACUCGCGGCGGCGCCAACCGGGCGGCGGCAGUGGUGGGGAUGUCAGCGCCGGCGAGUCGGCCCUGUACGGGAGCAUCUCGGGCGCCGUGGCCGCCGGUGUGACGACGCCGCUGGACGUGCUCAAGACGAGGGUCAUGCUGAGCACGGAGCGCCAGAGGGUGUGGGAUGUCGUUACGGGAAUAUUGAGGCAGCAUGGGGUUCGGCCUUUCUUCGCCGGCAUUGGUCCACGGGUGAUGUGGAUCAGCAUCGGCGGCGCGGUUUUCUUGGGCAGCUAUCAGUGGGCGAUCAAUGCCUUCGAGCGUGGCAAGACGGGCAAGGCGGCAGUCAGUCUGCCUUGA
This is a messenger RNA of Diaporthe amygdali, 942 nucleotides long. RefSeq names its product PET8 related protein. NCBI's taxonomy places the organism in Eukaryota, Fungi, Ascomycota, Sordariomycetes, Diaporthales, Diaporthaceae. Bases 1 to 942 code for a protein of 313 amino acids. Gene Ontology annotation, molecular function: S-adenosyl-L-methionine transmembrane transporter activity. Gene Ontology annotation, cellular component: mitochondrial inner membrane. Gene Ontology annotation, biological process: transmembrane transport. The transcript has a single exon. The record is from RefSeq and is a predicted model, not a curated record.